AUGCAGUUCACUACCAUUACUUCCCUGCUCUUUGCUACCAGCGGCCUUGCCAGCGCUGCAUCCCUCCGCCCUCGCCAGGAGAGCUGUGCCUCCAACACAGUGGGUGACUACACCUGGAGGAUCAGCCGAUUUGUCGGUCGCAAGCCUGAAGCUACCGACUACAACAUGAUUUCUUUCCAUAUUUCGUCCACCAAUCCUGGAUCUUCUUUCGAACAAGAUUGUACUGCCAGGGCCGACCGCAUUCAGGAUAGCGUCUACUAUUCAUGCGGCACCGGCUUCGAAUUUGCAUUCGUUAAUGAAUACAACGGCUUGAUUUUCAAGUACGGCACAGACAACCCGAUCACGGGCACCGUUGCUCUCCCUGUCAUCUGCCGUGCGGGUGGCGCAGGCGCCAAUGACCAAGUCUGCGAGACUUUCCAGGACCGCUACAUCACGAUGCUUAGGCUCCCUAGCAACUAA
Messenger RNA from Bipolaris oryzae ATCC 44560, 459 nucleotides. RefSeq lists its product as uncharacterized. NCBI's taxonomy places the organism in Eukaryota, Fungi, Ascomycota, Dothideomycetes, Pleosporales, Pleosporaceae. The coding region runs from base 1 to 459 and encodes 152 amino acids. The transcript has 2 exons. The record is from RefSeq and is a predicted model, not a curated record.